AUGGCUAUUCAAUUCAAGUUCCCCGAAGACGGCUGGCAAACGAUUCUUGCGCUUGCGUUUUUUCUCUAUGUGGACAAUGCUGCCGCUGGAUCGCCCGGCGCACGCAUCAAGAAUGCAAUUGGCGGACAGGGCACCAUGGACACGGUCCGCAAGUUGGUCGUUGCCGUACACGUCGUCGAGGCGCUUGCAAUGCUGGCCGUGAACCUCAAGCGCGGCUCGUCUUUGGCCACUACAGUGAAGUGGGUGCUCAGCACGUUUGUGCUUGGCUACCCAUCGUGGGUUACGUUUGGCAGUAUGUACUAUGGACUUAACUCACAUGCAGAAUUGAACAAUGGCGUGUGGUAG
Molecule: messenger RNA, 345 nt
Organism: Malassezia vespertilionis
Lineage: Eukaryota; Fungi; Basidiomycota; Malasseziomycetes; Malasseziales; Malasseziaceae
Exons: 2
Coding region: 1-345 (114 amino acids)
Source: RefSeq, a predicted model, not a curated record